AUGGAGGGUGUGAGACAUCAUUCUCAUUGUCGAAAAUCGUGUAUAGAAAAACACUUGCUGAAAAAUAAGUGGAUAAAGUGAAAGCCUUGAAAAUGAAGAGUACACAUGGAAGUUGUGAGACAUCAUUCUUAUUGUCGAAAUUUGUCUACAGGAAAAGCUACUUAUCAACUAUAUAUAUAUAAAAAAAGAAGGAAGAAAUAUAGUGCAAACUUCAAAAAUCAAGUCAUAGAAAAAGGGAAAUGUAAGAUCAAUAUUAUUCUUGGAUGAGUAUUGAUAAUUGAAACAUCUUGUAAAUACAUCUAUGAGUGAAGAAGUGAUAAAGAUGUGAAUAGAAGAAGUGAAGUCUAGAUUGUUAUUCCAAGGAGUGUUUAAACAUUUAAGUGCUUGUCAUCAUUCUUAAAUACUUGAUAUAAGAAUUCAAAGUGUUUAAAGGUAUAUCAUUUCUAAUUAUAUAUUUCUUUUCUGUAUUGAAAUAUGAUGUUUGAGAUUUGUAAAAUUUUAUUUUCAUAAUUCCAUGACUAAAAGACUAGCAAUGAUUUAAGUUGGGGGGUGGGUGUGAUAAGUCUUCAUUAUCAUGAUUUAAUAAUUAGUAAAUAAUAUAAUUUUAGCCUUAACUCAUGAUAAAUAGACUUAUAUUUUUGUUAAAAAAUGAUUUGUGGUUUUCAAUUGAUUAACGUAAUUUUUUGGGUCAUUAUGUGAUUUUAUACGAUUUUUACAGUUUACUUUUAAAAUAAAUGAAGAACAAGAAAUAAAAAUAAAAAUAUUGCAAAAUGGGGAACCCGCCGGCCAACUGGGCCUGCAAGUGAGUCAGAAGUGCAGUCGGGGAGUAGCUGCGAGCAAGGGCUCGAGUGGCUUAGCUUGGACUGAUAGGGGCACGUGUACGCCACUCCCCUUUCACGUCACCGGUGGCCAACCAGCUGUGGGGCAAGGAGUGGUCGUACACGUGAGAGAAAGGACUUUGCUUACAAAGCUAACAUUACUAUAUAUUCGCCCAAAAAAUCGACGCACAACUAAUGUGGGACUAAACCUAGGUCACACCUUCCUCACAAGCAGGCGACUGGCAUGAGUUUGAAUCCUCCUAGAGUCAAAAUUUAUAUAUUUUUAUCUAAUUAUCGCGACUUUCCUGCAGAUCGCCGAUGAAGGAUUAAGCAACGAGAAUCACUGGAUCAUCGGUGAAAAUCUCAUCAAUGCGAUUCGCAAAGCAUUGCUACUAAAAUUGCUGAAUGAUUUGUGAUAGAUUGCAAAUCCAUCAAGUAAAUCAUCUCUGAUUGAUCGACGAAUAAGUCGUCGCCGAGAAGAGGAUGAUCUGCUGAGAGACGAGUCGCCACCUCCUGAGAGCGUACCAGAUGCGAUGAAGAGCCUCCUCUUGCUGCGUGGACCUGAGGAUGAAGCUCCCUGACACGCGCACUACCUCCAUCCAACUCCUCUCUAUCGAGUGACAGCUGCUUGAGAGCCACAAAGUCAUCGUUUUUCUGCUCCGCCAAGUGACAGCUGCCAGAGAGGAUUCGCGAGAAAAUCUAGAGAUUGCCCACAUCGUCUUUGUCUAA
This is a messenger RNA of Spirodela intermedia, 1547 nucleotides long. NCBI's taxonomy places the organism in Eukaryota, Viridiplantae, Streptophyta, Magnoliopsida, Alismatales, Araceae. The record is from the annotation of a GenBank genome assembly.